AUGUCAGAAGCACCAGCAGCAACGCCCGCACCGGCACCAGCACCAGCAGAACCAGAAAAGAGAACAGGACCUGCAACAUGGAAGUUCCCACCCACCCGCAAGUCUUCGAUCCCUGAUCUUGAUAAAGAAACUAAAUUGAGCAAAGAUCAAUUGAAAAUUCUGCGAGAUGCCUUCAACGUUUUUGACAAUGAAAAGAAAGGCGCAAUCUCAUUGGAUAUUAUUGGCACGAUUUUGGAAUUGCUCGGACAUGCAGUAGAAGAAGAAGAGCUCGAUGACAUUUUAGAUGAAUUUGAUGAGGACGAGUCAGGCGAGAUCGAAUUUGCUGAAUUUGUAAAACUAGCAAGUCGAUUUGUAGAGCCAGAGGAGGAUUAUGAACAGCUAAGAAAAGAAUUGAGAGAGGUUUUCAUGUUGUACGACAAAGAAGCACGUGGUUAUCUUCCACUCGAUGAAUUUAAGAAAAUUUUGAGAGAAAUCGAUCCAGAAUUGCCUGAGGAUGAACUUGACGAGAUGAUUGACGAAAUUGAUGCUGACGGAAGCGGAACGAUUGAUUUUGAUGAAUUCAUGGAUGUAAUGGCAGGUGCAGAUUGA
Molecule: messenger RNA, 588 nt
Organism: Chironomus riparius
Lineage: Eukaryota; Metazoa; Arthropoda; Insecta; Diptera; Chironomidae
Source: the annotation of a GenBank genome assembly